Molecule: messenger RNA, 2325 nt
Organism: Emiliania huxleyi CCMP1516
Lineage: Eukaryota; Haptophyta; Isochrysidales; Noelaerhabdaceae
Product: putative two component response regulator
Exons: 11
Coding region: 1-2325 (774 amino acids)
Biological process (GO): phosphorelay signal transduction system; cytokinin-activated signaling pathway
Source: RefSeq, a predicted model, not a curated record
AUGCCCAUACCCGACCCGCCCGCGCCGGAGGCUGCCACAGCCACCGCGCACCCGCCUGAGUCGCCGCCCAGCAGCAGCGCCUUGCCGCCCGCCGAGGAGGAUACUGCCGGCGGGUUUGAGAGGCUGCGGAUCCUCGUGGUGGAGGACGAGGACUUUGCGGCGCGGGUCGUGCAGGCGCUCUGCGAGAAGUGCUCCUACGAAGUCACGAUCGCACGCUCGGCCGAGGCCGCACUCGACUUCCUCGCCGCCGACGCCGCGCGGCCGGCGACAGAGCAGUUCAACCUGAUCCUGGUGGACAUCGUGAUGGCGCCGGGCCGGAUGUCGGGCAAGGAGCUGCUGCUCGCGCUGCGGGUCGAGCGGGUCGAGCGCUGCGUCGUGAUGAUGUCCGCCAUACACCAGCGCGCCAUGGUCGAGGAGUGCAUCCGGUCGGGCGCAGAGUCGUACCUCGUCAAGCCGAUCCGGCUCGAGGACGUGGCGCGGCUGUGGCAGGUUGUGAUGCGGCACCACUUCGCGGCGCUCUCGCGCCGGCAGGCGCGGCAGCAGGCGGAGAUGGAGCGGCUGCGCGCCGAGACGCUCGCUGAGCGCGAGAGGGUGCUGCUCGACCGGCAGCGCGAGCGGAUGCAGCAGCAGAUGAUGCGGAUGCUGCGCUCGCAGAUGCGGCAGUACUGGCAGCUCGCGCAGACAUGCAACGACCUCAUCCUCCACGCCUCGCGCCAGGGCGUGUUUCUCUACAUGUCGCAUAAGUGCAAGCGGCUGCUCGGCUACGCGCCGACCGAGCUCUCCUCCUCGCGCGACAAUCGGCGCCGGGCGAGGGAGGAGACGCCCCUCGUGGCCGAGGGCGAGAAGCUCACGCUGCGGGUGCGCGCCAAGGACGGCGCGUUCGUGCCGCUCCGAUUCCCCAUGUACCCCGUCGCCGAGCCGGGCGAAGUCCGAUCCGUCAUCGGCGCGCCCGCCGUCGCCGCACUCUGCCUGGGCCGCAUCUGCGACCCUCGAGCGCCCGCCUCCCUCUCCUCGUCCCAGUCCGAGGCGUCCCUCUCCUCGAGCCACCCCGCCGAGUCGCCCUCGCCGCCGUCGCUUCCGGCGAGGAGCGAGUGGGCGGCCUCGCUCGCGCAGGCCGGGCCGCAGGCGGGGCCGGGGCAGGAGCAGAGGUCGGCGUCGCUCUCGCGGCUCCUCGCUGCAGCCUUCUCCACCAUCUCGGAGGAACUCGGCGAGGAGGGGGCGGCGGCGGGCGGCGAGGGCGCCAACGGCGGGGAGGGCGUCAGCGGCGGGGAGGGGGCGGGCGGGGACGCGGGCGGGGACGCGGGCGAAGGCGGCGGCAGCACGGCGGACGGCGGCGGCGAGGGCGGCGCGGAGGCGUUCGGCAAGGCGAAGCCGCCCUUCAGCCCGUCGCUGCCGAGGGGAGACGCGGCGCGCGCCGCGGCGAGCAGAGGAGGCGCCGCCCCAGGCUGGGCGCGCGCCGCCGUGUACCGCGUGCCAGCCGACCCGAGCGGCGUGCUCGCCGCGCUGCGGCUGCCGAGCACGCGCGUGGGCGAGGGUUCGCAGUGCGGCUGGCCGCCGCUGCACUUGGCGCUGCUGCGUGGCGAGUCGCACUUGCCGGCGCUGCAGCUGCUGCCCGCCGUGGUGCAGCUGCUGCUCGCUUCGCGCUGCGACGUCGUUAGCGGCCCUCCGCGCGUGCGGCACGCCGAGACGGCCGCCUCAAUGCUGCUCGGCUGCAUGCAGCCGCCGCAGCUGGUGGCCGCAUCCGCGACGGCGGCCCUGCUGAUGGCGGCGGCGCAGCAGCGCGCCAAGGAGGCGCUGGUGGCGUCGCCUUGGUCACAGCGGCUCGACAGUGAUGCGGCGGUCUUCAGCGAGCCGCAGCCGUACCGCGGGCGCGCCACGCGCCGCGGAGGCGGCGGCAAGAACCGCGCCGCCAAGGAGGCGGCAGCGGCGGCGGCGGCCGAGGAGGCGGCGGCAGUGGCGGCGGUGGGGAGAGGCGAGUGCACGACCGGGUCGACGGCGACAGUGGCGACGUCGCCGCCGCUCUCGACCUCCACCUCGUCGGUCGGGUUCGGCUCGGCCUCUUCACUGCCCGCUAAGAGCGACGACGCCGUGCCGCCGCCAGCGGCGCUGGCAGGGCUGGAGCAGGUGGCCGGUCUCACGGCACUGGUGGACCGGCUGCCCGAGGCGGCGCAGCAAAAGGCGCUGGCGUGGUGCUCGGAGAACGAGGUGCAUGAGGUGGGCCUCAUCGCCGCCGCCGGUAUCGCGGACGCUUUCGUCGCCGCGCUGGGCAUCAAGCCCACAGGCGUGCCCGCGCUGCUCUUGCGGCAGCGGCUGAAGAGAGACUAG